UCUCACAAACCUGGCAGACACUUUGCAAAGUUUACAGUGCAUUUGCAGCUUUCUCUUUUGACAUCUGGAAAGGGGUCAACGAUGGUUCUCUUCAGUAUGUUGAUAAUUUCGUUCAGAUACGGCGCUAAAUGCUUCCCGCAUACCUCCAGCGUGAGAGUCAACAUUUCCACGGCCGAGAGCCGAAGCUCUUCCGCCGGCUCCAGGAUCUCUUUCUCCCCGAGCCUCUGAGCCAGACAAGGCAUGAGAUAAGGCAGCGACUCUUCCGGUUUGGGGACACAACGAAUAAACUCUGUUAUCAUCGUUAUCGCGGUUUCUCUGCAUCUUUCCAUCGGGUCUGAAAGACAUUUGAGGAGAGGCUUGAGGAGGGCAGAGAAAACCUCCUGUAAGACGCUGCUGGAAAGUCCUUUAUCUACAGUCUCCCUUUUGAUUAGCUCAAGGGCCUUCAUUCUUGUCGACUUGUUGUCUUCGUUUAGGCAGUUUAAAUGUCGGGCGAGUCCUCUCAAAACUUCAGAGGCAGCAUGCUCAUCUACAGCCGCCAUCGCUGCCAUCUUGAGUGCCGUUAUGGCAACCUGCAGCUGCACGACAAACAAACGGCUGCUUUACGAGUGGAGGUUUCCUUUAGUUAAAGAUUUCUACCUGCAGACCGGCGCGUGCUCGCUGCUGCUGGCCUCGAGAGAGCGCCGCUGCGGUCGAGAGAUGACAGAUUGACGUCAUCGGGACUGACGCAGAGCCAGCCGAAGUAGCGGAGAGGCAGAGCAGCAGCAUCCUAUCUGACAAACGGCACCUCACCAAUCUCCCACCACCAGCGAGGUGUUUUUCUCAUUGAGCAUCCUCCAAAAAUAACGAGAUAAAAGAUAAGAUGGCCACCUCCUCCUCCACUCUGGAAGAAGACGAGAGUUUGAAGGGCUGUGAAAUUUUUGUGCAGAAGCACAACAUCCAGCAGAUCCUCAAAGAGUGCAUUGUGAACCUCUGCAUUGCCAAGCCUGAGCGUCCUAUGAAGUUCCUGCGGGAGCAUUUUGAAAAGCUGGAGAAGGAAGAAUGCAAGCAGAUCAUGGCACGUCAGAAAUCUAACAGCCAGUCGGACUCGCACGAUGAUGAGGUUUCUCCCCCACCGCCCAACCCUGUCGUCAAGGCCCGGCGCCGCAGGGGAGGGGUCAGUGCCGAGGUCUAUACCGAAGAGGACGCUGUCAGCUACGUGCGCAAGGUGAUACCAAAGGACUACAAGACCAUGACCGCCUUGGCCAAGGCCAUCUCUAAGAAUGUGCUGUUUGCUCAUCUGGACGACAAUGAGAGAAGUGACAUAUUUGAUGCCAUGUUCCCAGUCACUCACAUUGCAGGGGAAACAGUUAUCCAGCAAGGCGAUGAAGGAGACAACUUCUAUGUGAUUGACCAAGGUGAAGUGGAUGUGUAUGUGAACGGGGAGUGGGUGACCAGUAUUGGAGAAGGAGGUAGUUUUGGAGAACUGGCCCUGAUCUAUGGGACUCCCAGAGCUGCCACCGUCAAGGCCAAGACUGAUCUUAAAUUGUGGGGCAUCGACCGAGACAGCUACCGGCGCAUCCUCAUGGGCAGCACACUGAGGAAGAGAAAGAUGUACGAAGAGUUCCUUAGCAAGGUCUCUAUCCUUGAGUCUUUGGAUAAGUGGGAACGUCUGACUGUGGCCGAUGCUCUGGAGCCAGUUCAGUUUGAGGAUGGGGAGAAGAUAGUGGUGCAAGGAGAACCUGGUGAUGACUUCUUCAUUAUUACAGAGGGAAUAGCCUCUGUUCUGCAGCGCAGGUCCGACAAUGAGGAGUAUGUAGAGGUUGGACGCCUUGGACCCUCUGACUACUUUGGUGAAAUCGCCCUGCUGCUGAACCGUCCCAGGGCAGCCACUGUAGUCGCCCGUGGCCCGCUCAAGUGUGUGAAGCUGGACAGGCCUCGCUUUGAGCGUGUGCUGGGGCCGUGCUCAGAGAUCCUCAAGAGGAACAUCCAGAGAUACAACAGCUUCAUCUCCCUCACCGUGUGACAGGUCGGCCCCUCAGGGCCCCACCAGCAGGGGAGGGCAGCAUCAGCAUCAGAGUUUUGAUCCGUGGGUGGGAAGAGGUGAGGAUGCGGGGUGAAGGACACGGGUUUUACAUCCACAGUGACAGGGCGCUCGUUUUCCUGCUUGUUUUGUUUUUCCAUUUUGCUUGUUUUCUUUCAUUUUAUUUGAUCUUGUGCACUUUGACUUGACCUGUGCUGUCAUGUAGCUUUAUGUCAAAAACAACAUGCAGGAGUGUAAAAAUCAGAGCGAGGACAGAGAUCAUACAACUGUAAAUGACUCAUGGAUACAGUGCGUCAGCUGUAUAUGGUGCAUGCUUCUAGACUGACAAAGAAUGGCGUUUGCACUUUCAUGAAUUCGGAUGAAUUAUACGGAUGAAUUCAGGAAACAAGAAGAAAGUAAAGUCAUGUUUACGUACAGCGGGGGGAAGUGAGUACACAUUUCUUUUUCUCGCUGGCUGUGGUUUGCCUUUUUAUCACUUCUGGGUGUGCGUGGUGCCAUAUCUAAGUCAAAUCAGGCCCACACUACACAGACCUCUGUUCCCUCAAGCAUAGAUGUAGAGGUAUGAAAAAAACCAAAUUUUUGCCUGUUUUAUUCAUUUUUAGUGCUUCUUAAGUGUGCUUUUACUGCUGUCAUCAGUUGGGGGGGUUGAUAAAUUGAGUUAUAAUUUUAUGUGGCGUGUGCCAGCCAGAUUAACUGACAAGUUGCUUUUUUUUCUCAAGAAAUCAUCUCUAUCCCAAUAUUCCCUGAAGUGGGUUCAGUCUGAAAUGUGAGCUGUGGUAUUCCAAAGGUGCAGUAGUGUUAUCAGUCCAGUCCACAAUCACACAGUCUGAAACACACUGACACAAAACACACAACCAUACUGUAUACGCUUACACUGUCUCAGGACUAUGUGAAUCUUCAACACACACACACACGUCUUACCUGAUGCUUUUUUAAGCUGCUUUUUUUUCCUAGGUGAAAGCUUUUGCACCAUUUUAGUUUGUAACAUUCGUCCAAUACAGAAGUUUGAGUUCGCUGUUUUUAAGACAUGACUUGUAUGUUAUAAAUAUAUAAAAGAAAGAGGUAGAAAAUAUACUUGUGUUGCUUUCCUUUGAUCUACUGUAAUCUGCCAAAGUUGCUCACCUGACCCAGCGACUGAUGUUGUAUUAAACAGGACCUUAAGAAAAAAAUCUUUCUGUAUUGUCUCUCUCUGUAUCUCAUUAUUUCAACUAUCAAACCAUCUUGAGCAAAUAAAGGUAAGCUUCUGAAAAUCCU
Messenger RNA from Micropterus dolomieu (smallmouth bass), 3274 nucleotides. RefSeq names its product protein kinase, cAMP-dependent, regulatory, type I, beta (gene prkar1b). Lineage: Eukaryota; Metazoa; Chordata; Actinopteri; Centrarchiformes; Centrarchidae. The transcript is spliced from 12 exons. The record is from RefSeq and is a predicted model, not a curated record. Gene Ontology annotation, biological process: regulation of protein phosphorylation. Gene Ontology annotation, cellular component: cAMP-dependent protein kinase complex. Gene Ontology annotation, molecular function: cAMP-dependent protein kinase regulator activity. Bases 860 to 2002 code for a protein of 380 amino acids.